Molecule: messenger RNA, 3509 nt
Organism: Drosophila nasuta
Lineage: Eukaryota; Metazoa; Arthropoda; Insecta; Diptera; Drosophilidae
Gene: GC
Product: gamma-glutamyl carboxylase
Exons: 4
Coding region: 375-2474 (699 amino acids)
Biological process (GO): peptidyl-glutamic acid carboxylation
Molecular function (GO): vitamin binding; gamma-glutamyl carboxylase activity
Source: RefSeq, a predicted model, not a curated record
CCAGUCAACCUCACACCCCAACUCCAGUCGAGUUUACCACUACAUCCACUAACUCAUCCGGGACCCCGCCGACUGCUCCUGUUGGGAGUAUAAAUAAGACGCAGCCUCGCGCACACAGCCUCAGUUGCUGGAACUGUGUGUUGCUCGUUGCUCGUGGCCUCCUGUUUCGUCCUGUUUUCUCGCGUUCCUGUUUCACAACUCAAGUGGUAUCCUGUUAUUAUUGUGCUACGAGCUGCCGCUGCAAACUGUUGCAAGCUGAUAAACGGAAUUCUUACCGUCGGAAGUUAUUGUUUUCAUGUGUUUACCAAUUGCCGGUCUAGGCAUCAUUUGAUUACUUGCGGAGUGCUGAACUUGGUCAAUUGUCAAACAGCAUUAUGACCAACUCGAAGCGCAAGCAGCCACCCACACCCUCAGACACUUCUUGCACGGACAGCAGAGAAAAAUCUGCAGCCACAGAUGAAGUGAGUUACACAACCGAAUCACAGCGGGAGAACCAACCGGAUAACGACAAGAAAAAAGAGGAGGAAGAGGAGCGGAAGCAAAGGCAAAAACAACUACCGGAGAGCACUCAAACAGCUCAACUGUUUAAAGUGUGUUUUGGACAUGAGCUGCAUAACUUUAAGAAUCUGAAUAGUUUUACGUGUUGGCUGCAACGUCCUGUCGACGGCGCCGCUCUGGGUGUAUUUCGGAUGCUGUACGGCGCCAGCAUGUUGAUUGACAUUGCCGAGGAGCGUGGCGGGGGGCAGCUGGAUGUGCGCUUCGGUGAGCCGCAACACUGUCACUUCCCCCUGUUCAACGGCAUGAGGGCAUUGGAGUAUCCGCUGAUGGGUUGCGUCUAUCUGUGCAUGUGGCUGGGCGCAUUGGGAAUUAUGCUUGGUUAUCGCUUUCGCUGGAGCUGCUUGACCUUCAUCAGUUGUUAUUGGUACAUCUUUCUGCUGGACAAGCCGGCGUGGAAUAAUCACAGCUAUCUAUUUGGUCUGGUGGGCACGUUGCUGCUCUUCACCCAAGCACACAGUUACUGUUCCCUAGACAGCUGGCUAAAGCUAGAGCUGCGACAGCCCGUGCCGUAUUGGAAUUACUUCAUCAUUAAGUUUCAGUUCUUCAUACUCUACAUGUAUGCGGGAUUGAAGAAGUUCUCGCUGGAGUGGCUUUCUGGCUAUGCCAUGUCCAGUCUCAGCGAACAUUGGGUUUUCGCUCCUUUCCGACAACUGCUCGAUGGGGAAAUCAUUGAUCUGCUGAUCAUUCAUUGGUUUACUGCAAUCUUUGAUUUCUCAAUUGCCUUCUUUAUGACCUGCGAGCGAACACGUCUCUUUGCCACGCCUUUUAUGAUCAGUUUUCAUCUGAUGAACUCGCGCCUCUUUGUCAUAGGCAUGUUCCCUUGGGUCUGUCUGGCGGAAGUGCCGCUCUUCUUUGGCUUCAGCUGGCCACGACGCAUACGCUCCCUAGGCAAGUCUGUAAAGUUGCCGUUCAGUGAGAAGCCAGUUCAGCAUAAAGCUGGCUUUCGAGCUCAAUUGCGUAGCUGCCUCAUACUCUUCUAUUGCGGGCUGCAACUUUUCCUGCCUUAUUCGCACUUUAUCACAAAGGGCUACAACAAUUGGACCAAUGGAUUAUAUGGUUAUUCCUGGGACAUGAUGGUGCAUUCCUACGACACGGUGCUGACCUCCAUUAAGAUUGUGGACAAUGAAAAUCAGCAGGUGCAUCAUUUAAAUCCCUAUGCAUUCACCGAGUACGAUCGCUGGACUAAAUUUGCUGACAUGGCCGUGCAGUAUGCCAAGUGCAUAGAACGAAAUAUACACGAGGACUUGGCCAAGCAUCCGCAGAACAGUCCGUUGACCAGUACCAACAUUUCCAUAUACUUUGACAUUUGGUGCUCGAUGAACGGACGCUUUCAGCAGCGCACCUUUGAUCCACGCAUGGAUCUGCUAAGGGCACCUUGGUCACCUUUCAAGAGCACGCCUUGGUCGUUGCCGCUGCUCAACGAGCUGAAUCAUAUGCGUCCGAAACUCAAGACGAUUGCCAACGAAGUACUUGCCUGGAAUAACUAUUCGGAUGUCAUAUUUGUGGCUGAUUUUCCAGGCCUAACACUGAGCAAUUUUAUCGCUCCAGCGCUGUACAAUUGCACAUUGACAAUUCUGGAAGGUAAUGUGCGCUACAAGAGUGCCAACGAUGAGGAGUCAUACUUUUUGACAGCUGGCAAGAGCAUUGGCCUGGAGAGCAAUGCUACACACACUGUAACCACCAUUGGCCAGAAGCCAGCCUCCUAUUUGUACACAUACGUAAAUCGCACAAUGCAGGAGGAGGAGAUCCUGUUGGAUGAGCCCAUUCCGCCCAAGGAGCGUCCAAUUUUGCCCAUCUGGCAGGAGCUCAAGCAGCGUGUGGCCAACUACCAACAGUUCCUUAUGCAUCUGGCCAAUUGUGUGCUCUAUUUGGUGUACGAUGUUCCCAUUCCGAUGUCCGUAAGAGAGAGAAAUUAAGAAUGAAGCAGCUGAGAUCCUUUUCCAUUUGCUACCAUGCCUAUUUCCUUGCCUAUCCCUAAGUGUCACAAUAUUGUGUGGGUGAUAAAACUGAUAAUAAAUGUUUAAUGUUAUACAAUCGAAAGUUGUUCAAGUCGAGGAAGAGAAGUUAGUUACGUAUACGCAAAGUAUUACGUAUACGCCAUGAGUUGUUUUUAGAAGUAAAACGAAAAAAUAAGAAGGGAUAUGCAUACCCUCUAUGUAUAACUGUAUUUACAAACCGGACACAACAUUACAUUACUUUCAGCCUAUAUAUAUAACAAAUCUCCACGUAGGAGCCUCUACUGCAAAUUUGGUGGCUUCGUCAAAAAAAAUGUGUAAUUUAACAAACGUGUUAUGAUCUUUGACUACAACGCACUCGUGCUGGCAUGCUGCUUCUCCUCUACCAGGCGACUGGGAUCGAAUUGCUGUGUCUGCGUCUCCCAGAGGCGGGCAUAAAGACCGUUCUGCUUCAGCAAUUCCUGAUGUGUGCCACGCUCUCCAAGGCUGCCAUUCUCAAGCACAAGAAUCUCAUCGGCAUCCUUGACAGUGGACAGACGGUGGGCAAUGCAAAUGCUGGUGCGUCCCGAGGUGGCGCGUGACAGAGCUUGCAGUAUGUUCUAUAAAAUCACAGACAAAUUAAGAGAAUGUUCCAUAUAAAAGUUAAGGCAAUCUACUCACAUGUUCUGUAAUGGAAUCCAGACUGCUGGUGGCUUCGUCAAAGACGAGGAUCGGUGUGUUCUUUAGGAUGGCGCGAGCAAUAGCAACACGUUGCUUCUCGCCGCCAGACAACUUAAGGCCACGUUCACCCACUUGGGUGUUAUACUGAUUAGGCCAGCUCAUGAUAGCCUCAUGCAGAUCGGCCAUGCGAGCGGCAUUUUGCACUUCCUCGUGCGACUUGCUCAGAUUGCCAUAGUGUAUGUUGUGCUCGAUGGUGUUGUGGAACAGCACCGAAUCCUGAGGCACCACUGCAAUGGAUUUGCGCAGACUGUCCAGAUCCACGCCGCUAAUGUCCUG